Hyla sarda is the source of this 3155-nucleotide messenger RNA. RefSeq names its product cleavage stimulation factor subunit 3 (gene CSTF3). Gene Ontology annotation, molecular function: protein binding; mRNA binding. The record is from RefSeq and is a predicted model, not a curated record. NCBI's taxonomy places the organism in Eukaryota, Metazoa, Chordata, Amphibia, Anura, Hylidae. The transcript is spliced from 21 exons. The coding region runs from base 131 to 2290 and encodes 719 amino acids. Gene Ontology annotation, cellular component: nucleus. Gene Ontology annotation, biological process: mRNA 3'-end processing.
GUUUUUUUUUUCUCCUCCUCCGGUCGCCAUUUUGUUGUCUUGUGAGGGAGGUCGGGCUCUGAGGAAAGGACUGAGCCCGGUGUGCUCGGUAGCCUUGGGGACGUGCUCGGAUACGGUGUUCGGCGGAGAAAUGAUGUCAGGCGGGGAAGGUCCUUCCGAGCAAGCUGCCGAAUAUGUACCAGAAAAGGUGAAGAAAGCGGAAAAGAAGUUGGAAGACAACCCGUAUGAUCUCGACGCCUGGAGCAUUCUCAUUCGCGAGGCACAGAAUCAGCCUAUAGACAAAGCACGGAAGACAUAUGAACGGCUUGUGGCCCAGUUCCCAAGUUCUGGCAGAUUCUGGAAACUUUACAUUGAAGCAGAGGUUAAAGCUAAAAAUUACGACAAAGUAGAGAAGUUAUUUCAGAGAUGUCUGAUGAAAGUUUUACAUAUAGAUCUGUGGAAAUGUUACGUGUCAUAUGUACGAGAAACAAAAGGGAAACUUCCAAGUUACAAGGAAAAAAUGGCUCAGGCUUACGACUUUGCUCUUGAUAAAAUUGGCAUGGAAAUAAUGUCCUACCAGAUAUGGGUGGAUUACAUAAACUUUUUGAAGGGCGUGGAAGCUGUGGGAUCCUACGCAGAAAAUCAAAGAAUCACAGCCGUCCGUAGGGUUUACCAGAGAGGUUGUGUCAAUCCCAUGAUUAACAUUGAGCAGCUCUGGAGAGAUUACAACAAGUAUGAGGAGGGUAUUAAUGUUCACCUAGCAAAGAAAAUGAUAGAAGAUCGGAGUAGAGAUUACAUGAAUGCCAGGAGGGUUGCAAAGGAGUAUGAAACUGUGAUGAAAGGAUUGGAUCGUAAUGCUCCCUCAGUGCCCCCUCAGAAUACCCCGCAGGAAGCUCAACAGGUGGAGAUGUGGAAAAAAUAUAUUCAGUGGGAGAAGAGCAAUCCACUUCGAACUGAAGACCAGACCCUUAUAACAAAAAGAGUCAUGUUUGCUUAUGAACAGUGUCUGCUGGUUCUGGGACAUCACCCAGACAUCUGGUACGAAGCUGCCCAGUACCUGGAGCAGUCUAGCAAGUUGCUUGCUGAGAAAGGAGAUAUGAACAAUGCAAAGCUAUUUAGUGAUGAAGCUGCCAAUAUUUAUGAACGUGCUAUUAGUACUCUGCUAAAAAAGAAUAUGCUGCUGUAUUUUGCCUAUGCUGACUAUGAAGAGAGUCGCAUGAAGUAUGAAAAGACGCACAGUAUAUAUAAUCGGCUUCUUGCAAUAGAAGACAUUGACCCUACACUGGUUUAUAUCCAGUACAUGAAAUUUGCUAGAAGGGCAGAAGGAAUUAAAGCAGGAAGAAUGAUCUUCAAAAAAGCCAGAGAAGAUGUUCGCACCCGUCACCAUGUAUACGUCACAGCGGCCUUAAUGGAGUAUUAUUGUAGCAAGGACACAUCAGUGGCCUUUAAAAUUUUUGAAUUAGGUUUAAAGAAGUAUGGAGACAUUCCAGAAUAUGUUCUUGCUUAUAUUGAUUAUUUAUCUCACCUCAAUGAGGACAACAACACUAGAGUAUUAUUUGAACGAGUUUUAACAUCAGGAAGCCUUCCCCCAGAGAAGUCAGGUGAGAUCUGGGCCAGGUUCCUUGCAUUUGAAAGUAAUAUUGGUGAUUUAGCAAGUAUUCUGAAAGUGGAAAAGCGAAGAUACACUGCCUUUAAAGAAGAGUAUGAGGGGAAAGAGACAGCUCUGCUGGUGGAUCGGUACAAGUUCAUGGACCUUUAUCCCUGCUCUACAAGUGAACUUAAAGCUUUAGGAUAUAAAGACGUUUCUCGUGCUAAAUUAGCAUCAAUGAUCCCAGACCCUGUGGUAGCACCUUCUAUAGCCCCAUCUCUUAAGGACGAAGUUGACAGAAAACCUGAAUACCCCAAACCAGACACCAGCCAAAUGAUUCCAUUCCAGCCUAGACACCUUGCCCCUCCUGGCCUUCAUCCAGUACCUGGAGGGGUGUUCCCAGUGCCUCCUGCUGCUGUUCUAUUAAUGAAGCUGCUGCCUCCACCAAUGUGCUACCAGGGACCCUUUGUGCAGGUGGAUGAACUUUUAGAAAUCUUCCGCCGCUGCAAGAUCCCAGAUACUGUUGAAGAGGCUGUGAGGGUGAUAACUGGAGGCCAGGCAGAACUCUUAAUGGAAGGCAAUGGCCCAGUUGAAGCAAACACUCUAAUAAAUAAAUCUGUUAAAAGACCCAACGAAGAUUCUGAUGAGGAUGAAGAAAAGGGAGCAGUGGUGCCCCCCGUCCAUGACAUCUACAGAGCUCGGCAGCAGAAGAGGAUUCGGUGAACUGGUGUUAAACAGUGAAACAAACAUUUAUCAACCAUUGUAUUGUCUCUGCCUCAAACCUGCUUAAAAGACAACUUAUCUUGUUUUUGGCAUCUUGAAAAUGAGAUUGCAUCAGUGGCAGUAUGAAAAAAACUUUAAGAAACGUUCUCCUGGAAGGAGUCAAGAAAUGUACAUACUCCUUGGUUUUCCUUACCUGUGUUUUUAUCGGAAGACUCACUAGGGGCUCCAAAGGUUUAUUUUAAAGAAAACUGGAACAUUUAUAAUUUUUUUUUUCUUUUAAAAAGUCUACUCAACAAUUGGCACCAGUCCCUCUGAUAUCAUUCAUGUUACUUGUGGCACAAUACCAGACACCGUAGAAUUUUUUUUAUUUGCAGCUGAGUGGAUUUCAAUCGUGUACACUAGAGGGCACUGCAGCCUUUUGCCUUGUGUUUUUUUUUUUAAAUGACUCCGCUGCUAUUUUAAAAGAACACUGUAAGAUGGAAAGCAAAGAACCAACCAUCAUGAAAAACACUUCUGCAUUUGUACUUUCUGUAAAUUGCACAAGUUAAAUAAAUUCAGUGCUAGUAUUGUCCAUGUUGCACUGCAAAAGACUUCAGGGAAAAAACCCUAAAACAGUAACUGAAAAAAAAAAAAAAAGUAAAAAGCUUUAAGUGCAAAAUCUACUCCCAUCAGCUUUCUGUUUUGUACAUGGUCCUCCUUUUUUUCAUAAAAUAAAUAUUAAAUUCUUCAUGUGAGGUCGCUUUCUUCUGCUGUAGAAGGAGUGAUUUCUUCUUAGUUUCCUUGAGAUGUGAUCACUUUUAUGUUUUAUUUUUUUUCCAUUCAAAUUUGUUUUGCAUAAUAAAAGAAUAAACCAACCUUGUUCCAA